Molecule: messenger RNA, 1404 nt
Organism: Acanthoscelides obtectus
Lineage: Eukaryota; Metazoa; Arthropoda; Insecta; Coleoptera; Chrysomelidae
Source: the annotation of a GenBank genome assembly
AUGAUCCACCGCGAAGUAGCCGAUGGUCUAGAGCGUCUUUGGAACGUAAGAGUAAACUGCAUAUGGGAAGCCGAUGAAAGUAGUCGCCAUGGAGAGGUUUAUAUAUUCGACCAUGUAUUUAAUCAGGAAUGUACAAAUUCAGAUGUAUAUGGAUCUGUAGUAAAACCUUUAGUCGAUUCCUUCAUGGAAGGUUUCAAUGCCACAAUAUUUGCAUAUGGCCAAACAUCUUCUGGCAAAACACACACCAUUUUGGGCAAUAAAACAGAUCCUGGGCUUUUCCAAUUAGUAUCCAAUCAGUUAUUCCAGCAUGUGGCAGACCAGGUUGAUAAGAGGUACUUGAUUAGAUGCAGUUAUAUUGAAAUCUACAAUGAAAAGAUCAAUGACCUCCUGGAUAAGAGCAAUCAGGACCAGGUUGAUAAGAGGUACUUGAUUAGAUGCAGUUAUAUUGAAAUCUACAAUGAAAAGAUCAAUGACCUCCUGGAUAAGAGCAAUCAGGGUUUAACUAUAAGAGAAGAUAUCAAAGGAAAUGUGCUGCUUGAUGCAAGGGAAGCUGUCGUAGACAAUGUUGAUAAAGUUAUGGAGAACAUGAUGCAGGGCAAUAAGAUCAGACGAGUUGCAGCUACUCGCAUGAAUGAGAGGUCAUCUCGAUCACACACGAUUUUCCGGAUUAUUCUGGAGUCGAAAGAUGCCAAUCAGAAAGAUGGACCUGUACAUAUAAGCUACCUUAACUUAAUGGACUUAGCUGGUUCUGAGAGAGUUUCUCUGACGAAAGCUGCUGGUGAGCGUCUUAAAGAGGGGGCUAACAUAAACAAAUCUUUGUCAGUAUUAGGAAAUGUGAUAAGGCAACUAAGCGAGGGGAAGGAGUUUAUCAGUUAUCGCGAUUCGAAAUUGACUAGACUGCUCUCACAGGCUCUUGGCGGUAAUGCCAAAUCAUUGAUUAUCGGGAAUAUCAGACCAAUGAUCCACCGCGAAGUAGCCGAUGGUCUAGAGCGUCUUUGGAACGUAAGAGUAAACUGCAUAUGGGAAGCCGAUGAAAGUAGUCGCCAUGGAGAGGUUUAUAUAUUCGACCAUGUAUUUAAUCAGGAAUGUACAAAUUCAGAUGUAUAUGGAUCUGUAGUAAAACCUUUAGUCGAUUCCUUCAUGGAAGGUUUCAAUGCCACAAUAUUUGCAUAUGGCCAAACAUCUUCUGGCAAAACACACACCAUUUUGGGCAAUAAAACAGAUCCUGGGCUUUUCCAAUUAGUAUCCAAUCAGUUAUUCCAGCAUGUGGCAGACCAGGUUGAUAAGAGGUACUUGAUUAGAUGCAGUUAUAUUGAAAUCUACAAUGAAAAGAUCAAUGACCUCCUGGAUAAGAGCAAUCAGGGUUUAACUAUGAGAAGAUAUCAAAGGAAAUGUGCUGCUUGA